ACUAGCUGCUAGUCCCCGCCACGUUAGCUAGAAAGCACUCCACCGAUUCCAUUCCGCAGCGUAGGAAGUAUAAAUAACUUCGCGCUUUCGAAGCAUUCCCCUCCUCGCAUUUUUUUAGUGGUUUUUUUCUCUUUUUGUGUGUGUUGUCGACGUUUUGUAUAUUCGGCCAUGUUGUUCAAGACUAUUACGACGUGCUUACGGCUCAGCAAGUCCGCAAGGAUAGUUGGAAUUCGCGCUUGCACUACCUCCGCUCGCCCCGAAGAUGUUGCCAAAGAGUACCACCAUAAUUUUAGGACACGCACAGCCGAAGACAUGGCCGCUACGAACCCUUGCAACCUGAACAAACAAACUUUGAGUAAAUAUCUCAACUUACCGCAGCCAGAUGGAAUGGUACAGUGCACCUACGUGUGGAUUGAUGGAACUGGCGAAAAUGUUCGAUCUAAGACCAAAACAUUAGAUUUCGUACCCAAGAGCCCAUCAGAGCUUCCAGUUUGGGAUUACGAUGGUUCCAGCACCUACCAAGCCGAAGGGUCCAACUCGGACGUUUACCUGCACCCCGUGGCCCUCUACAACGACCCCUUCCGUGGCGGAAACAACAAGCUGGUGCUAUGUGAAACCUACAGGUUCAACAAAAAACCAACAGAUUCCAACAAACGAUCCUCGUUGGUGAAAGCAAUGGAGAAGGGCAAAGACUUCGUCCCCUGGUUUGGUCUGGAACAGGAAUACACUUUGCUCGAUACUGAUGGACAUCCAUUCGGGUGGCCAAAACAGGGUUACCCAGGACCCCAAGGUCCUUAUUACUGUGGUAUCGGUGCAACCAAGGCCUAUGGACGUGACAUUGUCGAAGCACACUACAGAGCUUGCAUGUAUGCUGGCAUCAACAUCGGUGGAACUAAUGCUGAAGUCAUGCCUGCACAGUGGGAGUUCCAGGUGGGCCCCUGUGAGGGUGUGUCCAUUGGGGACCAAGUGUGGAUGGCUCGCUUCAUCUUGCACCAAGUCGCAGAAGAGUUCGGCGUGGUAGUCUCUUUCGACCCCAAACCCAUGCCUGGUAACUGGAACGGAGCUGGGGCCCACACCAACUUCAGCACCAAGCAGAUGAGAGAAGCAGGAGGGCUCAAAUUUAUAGAAGAAGCCAUUGAAAAAUUGUCUCGCCAACACCAACGCCACAUUCAAGCUUAUGAUCCUCAAGGAGGCAAAGACAAUGAAAGAAGAUUAACGGGGAAACACGAAACUUCCAGCAUCCACGACUUCUCUGCAGGAGUUGCCAAUCGUGGAGCCAGCAUCCGCAUUCCUCGCCAAGUGGCCGAAAAGAAGAUGGGAUACCUGGAGGACAGGCGACCUUCCUCUAACUGCGAUCCUUACGCCGUAGCGGACGUUAUGAUUCGUACCAUUUGUCUAAAUGAAUAAAGGGUGGAAAAGUGAAUGUGGCUGAAAACUCGGCACUCAAUGUAUAUUUUUUAAUUUUAAAGAUAUUUUAAAUCAAAAUUUUGACUAAGGGAAAUAUCGAAUAUUUCACGAGGAAUUGUUAACCCAGAAGGCCUUUUCUCCCCAGAGAUAUGCUUUAACAGAAGCAUUUCUUAAUUUAUUUGCUAAAGAUCAAUUUCAACAAUGAAACAUUUUAAAAGUUUUGUGAUCAAACAUAUUUUUUUAAGUAGGCGGAAAACAAAUAGAUUUUGAACACCCUUAACUGAGAAUUAUGUUCAUUUAACUAUCAUUUAAUUAAAUACUUAAAAUAUAAUAUUUUCAAAAACUGAAAAAUUUUAAUGUCAUAACUAACUAUAAUAACUUUGUUCCAACAUCGAAGUGAAAAAAUACUUAAUUGUUUUGCAGUUGAGAUGAGGGAAAAAAAAUUUAAAAUUUCCCAGAGUGCAUUAAACUAUGAAUUAUGCCCAAUGCAUUGACAGGGAGGGGGUGAAAAGGUUUUCUAGGUUAAAUCUACAACGACAUUCAAUGCCGAUGACUGUUUUAUCACUAGGGCUGAGAACUUUCCUACGAGAUUUAAUAUUUUAAUGAUUCAAAACAUUUGUAUACUUUCAAAAACGCUUUUUUAAUCUUUUACACUGCCAAAACUUCAUAUUUUUCUAACUGCAGAAUCAGUUAUGUUAGUAAACUUUUGUAGAAUGAAUUUCUCAACUGAAAAAAUUAUCUUGCUUUUGACUUUUUAAAUAAAGAUAUUUUAUCAGCAAUUUGUUUUGAAAGAUGUCACAUUUUUCGACUUCAAAAAUUGCAUUUAUGUAAUCAAAGUGCCUUAGUUUUAGAAAAAGGUGUUGUGAUGUGAAUUAUGCGUUCUGAAAUGUAUAUUAAAUGUUAUUUUUUUCAAGUAACAAA
Molecule: messenger RNA, 2328 nt
Organism: Uloborus diversus
Lineage: Eukaryota; Metazoa; Arthropoda; Arachnida; Araneae; Uloboridae
Product: glutamine synthetase-like
Exons: 7
Coding region: 169-1407 (412 amino acids)
Cellular component (GO): cytoplasm
Molecular function (GO): glutamine synthetase activity
Source: RefSeq, a predicted model, not a curated record